AUGUCUUCCAAAGAUACCGCCUCCGGUCUCUCGGGUCAAUCGUUCGCUCCUUCGGUAUACGUCACAACGGCGUCUGGCACCCACAACCAGCCGACUGUGGACUCUGAAAUCACCAGGGAGAACGUGAGCGACAUGCCUCUGAUUCCAGCUCCCAAAGACGUCUGGGCGCUGCCUGCCGUGCAAUUAAGUGAUUUCGGAGAUCAUGUCAGAAUCCACAACAGUCAGCGAUGUUUGUCUUGUGGAGAACCAGGUGAACCAGUCGUCUUUACGAGGGACACAUUCGCCUUGGUACUGUUCAAAGAUGGAGACACUUGGCUUCGACCGCAUGUUCCCCAGCGCGAAACGGAGGAGGAUGCAGAAACAGCUCUCCAGGACUCAUUGAAAGGAUAUCUUUGUCACUUUCAUAUGAGCGUCUUUGAAGCUACCGACGCAGAGCGACUCGUUGAAAAGGGCGUCUCAGUCAAGCUCAAAUUUGGCGACCUCUAUAUCCUUUUCGUACCAGUGGAGGGCGACGAUAUAUACUUUGAGGACACCGAGACCCAUGGCGAGCACGAGCUUACGGGGGGGAGCGAGCAGGAGAUCACCGGCAUUAUAUCGAGUCAAACGGAUCAGCUGGCGGAAAUCCAGUCGACGGAAGAGGCGUCGACUUAUCAAGGCGCAGGACACUGGAGAGAGCUCAAAGCUAUCACCCAUGACGUUGGCCCCUACGACAAGUUGAGAUGCACACUCUGCAGCGAGCCGGGAUACCGCUUUAAUCCUGCUGGACGUCCGCCCAAGCUCGUUUCUUUGCUCUACAAUGACGAGACAAAGACAUGGAUGAGGCCUUACAUGUCCGCAGCAGCAGGCUUCUCUGAGAUGAUUUCUCCGGAUGUCAAAUGUUGUGGCAAAGAUCAUCGGGCCAAGUUGGAAAGCCUAGUCAAGGCGACUCGCGGAUACGGAGGCUUUGAGCACGUGAAAAGGUCCUUGCCUCAUGCAAGCAUAGGCGGUUUGACUGUCCAUCUCAUGACCUGGGAGAGCGUGCACAGCCUUGAUCUCUUUGAGACGAGACAUCAAGCGAGCUCUGGCGACCUUAAUUUGGGCCUCGGUUUUAAAGUCGCUACUCUCAACUUUCCAGCAGCGCCUUGGGAUGGACGAUUGGUAUCAACCCAUGAUGAUGGCACCGGCACUUCUUCAUUUCCAGACACAAAAGACUGGGUGGUGAAUAUACAGCUUACCUACCAAUCACAAUUAUCAUUGGCUACAUGGUUCUGCAUCAUAAAUAAUGUCAGGCUGCAUUCACGCAUUACCUCUCUGCGACGACUCCUCAUACCUCAGAAGUUGCCACGAUCUCCCCACGACUUCCCACAUCUGCCUACCUACCGUACGAGACACCCUGCCAUGGGUCGACCUGCGGGCUCGAAGAACAAGGAGAAGUUGGACGAGAACGGGAUUCCGAUUCCCAAGAAGAAGAAGACGAAGGUAGUAGAGACGGGUAAUGACGACGACAGGCGGAGGAUUCGAUCCCAGGCGGGCUCGAGGGCUGGAGGAUCGGUUGUCGGAGGGGCGGCUUGCCCUGACGAUCAGCAAGGAAAGGACGGAGUGCGAGGCGAGCAUGAGGCCGACAAGGGUGGGGAGAAGCCGAGCGACGAGGACGGGGAUGGGGAUGAAAGUGAGGAGGGGGGUGACGACGAUGAGGACGAUGAUGAGGGGGCACGAGCGACACGCUCGGCUCACGCUGGGGGUUCGAUGGCACGUCGAGCUCUAACAUCUGAAGGGAAGGGGAAGCAGAGGCCGGUCGUCCAGGACGACGACAGGUCCCAAAAGGGGGUUGGCAGGGAUCGUGGGAGGACCCUCACCAGGUCCCCGCAACCGGAGCGGCCCGCUAGGGCGAACCCUAGGCCACCUAGCAGGACGAAGUCCCACAACUCUGGGAAGUCGGGGAAGUCGAGGAAGGAGGACGGCGACAACCGCUACUACGAAUCCGAUGGCGAGUCCAGAACCAGCCGGCUCGACAAGGUCGAGGACCAAAUCUCCCAGGUCCUCGGGCUCCUCAAGAAUAUCCAAGCCGGACAAGCCGAGGGUUCCGGGCAGAAGAGGAAGAGGGUGGUCGAAGACGACGAUCUCGACCUUGAUGACCCGAUGGAUCAGUGGAAUGUUCGGAUUCAUGGACGAGGAGGUCUUGAACGACGCCAUCGACGGGAAACUAGCCCCGGAGGACCUCUGGAAAUGCCGGAUCUAUCGAACAACCCCGACAUUCUCUGGCAGACCCACUCGCACACAAACUUUGACUGGGUGGAAGACGACAUCUUCGACCUCGCGGCCGAGUUCAAGUUCCCGCCAGAAGACUUAGUGGUGUUGGUCAAUGACGAGUUUGGAUGGGGAACAGAGACCGUCAACAUAGAGGAGGGUUUCUUUUGGAUGAAUGAGCGGGAAGAUAUAGUCACGAGGCCAAAGGCAAGGGGGACCUUGCUCAAACAGAAGAAGCUCAAAUUCCCCAUGAAAGGAAUUCCCACCCCUCAAGUCUUUGUUGUGGCUUUUGGCAACCUCAUUGUACUUUGCACCGCCAGUCUCCAGGAUCAUUUGGAGAUACGGGAAACGAUCCGGGGACAGUCCAAACUCCGACCAUGGCACGGAGAUGGAGGACAUGUGGCAGGACAUUGGCCCAGCCAGACAAGGCUGGAAUCCCAGACGCUGACAAGGUGGUACCAGUUGCGUUCGGAGCCAUCCAACAAGAAGACCCUGGGAGUGGUUCAGAUGACCAAGGACAGGAUGCUCAUGUUUGAGGCAGAAGAGAACAAGGACAAGGAAGCGUUCAAGCGACUGCGCCGAGGUAUCCCCGACAAAUUCACCCACUUCUCCCACCAAAUGGAGGCAGUCAGGGCGCUGGCAAAGUUUGCCUACAACCUCAUCGAACUGUCUCGGUCCUACAAUUUCGAAUUGGUGCUCUACUACUACGCCGAGUACACAAGCACAGUGUUCAAAGGAAGGUGA
Molecule: messenger RNA, 2970 nt
Organism: Filobasidium floriforme
Lineage: Eukaryota; Fungi; Basidiomycota; Tremellomycetes; Filobasidiales; Filobasidiaceae
Exons: 12
Coding region: 1-2970 (989 amino acids)
Source: RefSeq, a predicted model, not a curated record